Messenger RNA from Neogale vison (American mink), 1538 nucleotides. RefSeq names its product stabilizer of axonemal microtubules 1 (gene SAXO1). The transcript is spliced from 5 exons. Bases 1 to 1530 code for a protein of 509 amino acids. NCBI's taxonomy places the organism in Eukaryota, Metazoa, Chordata, Mammalia, Carnivora, Mustelidae. The record is from RefSeq and is a predicted model, not a curated record. Gene Ontology annotation, biological process: microtubule anchoring. Gene Ontology annotation, cellular component: sperm flagellum; cytoskeleton; axonemal microtubule. Gene Ontology annotation, molecular function: microtubule binding.
AUGGUGAACACAGGAAUGAUAGUCUGCUGUGUACCAGGCAGGAUAAGGGACUCUAGCAGUGAGCAAGAUAGAGAAGGUGCUGAGCUUGAGAGACAAGAGACCGUGAACAGGCUCACCAGCAGACCAGCCAAUGACCGCGAGCAGCGGCAUCACUGUCCACAUCUCCCUACCAAGAUUUAUGAUAAAAUAGAGAAACCAUGUCUACUCUCCGAAUACACCGAGAACUACCCUCUCUAUCACUGUUACCUGCCCAGAGAGUCCUUCAAGCCCAAGAUGGAGUACCAGAAAGCACCCAUACCCAUGGAAGGCCUGACCACAUCAAGGAGAGAUUUUGGGCCUCACAAAGUAUUACCAGUGAAGAUUUACCAGCCCGACCAGUUUGUCCCAAGUGAAGAGAGCAUGGAUCUACUCACAACGUAUAAACAGGAUUAUAACCCCUACCCUGUCUGCCGAAUGGACCCCAUCAAGCCUCGGGACAGUAAAUACCCGUGUGGUGACAAGAUGGAGUGUCUGCCUACUUACAAAGCUGAUUACUUACCAUGGAACCAACCAAGACGAGAGCUCCUGCGUCCAGAACACCACUACCGGCCAGUAUCGACCCGUUUUGAUAGUAGAACUACACACCAGGAUGACUAUUCUGUAAAGAGCCGAGUGAACACCUUGAGUUGUAAGCCUCUGGCUGUGCCCAAGCUCUGUAACAUCCCCCUGGAGGAUCUGACUAACUACAAGAUGAGCUACGUGGCUCACCCAAUGGAGAAGCGCUUUGUGUACGAAGCGGAGAAGUUCAGACCCUGUGAAAUCCCCUUUGAAAGCCUUACCACCCACAAGGAAUCCUACCAGGGCCUGAGGGGAGAGCCAGCCAAGAGCUUGAAACCUGCGACCAGGCCCGGUGGUUUAGACAUGCCUUUCUCUAACACCACUGAGUUUCGAGAUAAGUACCAAGCUUGGCCAAUGCCCCAGAUGUUCUCCAAAGUUCCUGUCACCUAUGUCCCUCCUGAAGAAAAGAUGGACCUUCUCACCACAGUGCAGGCCCAUUACACAUACCCUAAGGGUGCCCCAGCUCAGUCGUGCCGACCGGUGCUCUCAGUCAAGAAGUGCGGUCGCUUCGAAGGCUCCACUACUACCAAGGACGACUAUAAGCAGUGGCCUAGCAUGCGCCCAGAGCUAGUCAAGCCCGUUCCCCAGCUGAACAUUCCCACCGAGCCCUUGGAUUGUCUGACCACGUCUCGGGCCCACUAUGUGCCCCACCCACCCAUUAAUACCAAAAGCUGUAAACCUCCCUGGGCCGGCCCACAAGGAAAUAUCCCUGUGGAGGGCCAGACCACUUACAGCAUCAGCUUUACUCCUAAGGAUAUGGGCAGGUGCCCGGCCUCAUAUGCUGAGCCCCCUGGCUACAUCUUUGAGGAAACAGAUGCUUUGGGGCACAGGAUAUAUAGGCCAGUGUCCCAGACAGGCUCUCCUCAGAGCAGCCAUCUUUCUGUAGGUGAUUCGGAAAACCCCAACCAGCAGGAGUUGGCAAUGUCAGCCUGAUUUAAAAA